UUAGCCUCUGUUUUUUCCAUGAACCUCAAUUAAAUAGUACCCCGUCUAGUAAAAUUUGACCACAGGGAUAAAUCCUAGAUUUUGAGCAGAUUAAAAAAAAAAAAAAAAAAUCCUUCACUUCACAGGACACUUCAUGUUCCCAAUUCCUCCCCCAAUUUUUUUUUGGCUUAGGUUUUAAGCAUCUUGACUCAUAAACAUCCAAAAUGGGGCUCUGCCAGUGUUUCAUGUCCCAUACUUUGUUUUGAAGUUUGGAAAGCUGCAGAUUUGUCCGGAGCCUCUCCAGUGCUGAGAUAUUUUGUAAACAGGCUUUACAAAAAACAGCUCCGUUUCGCCACCAGGAUCCCAAGCUGCACAUCAGAUGCUCAGUGAAGAGGUUUUGAUUCUGGCAGUGGGAGAUCCAUCAGCUUGUCUUCCUGUUGUGAGCUUUGCCUUCACGUCCUUUUCCCCCUCCCUCACAGAGCACCUGGUUGAUUAUGGCGUGGAACUAACCGGAAUGAAUGAUUUACGAUUCAUUGAGAAUGUUUACAAGGUCUUGAGGGAGGUUUUCAGCUACAAGCCACUGUUGACCAAGCAGCAGUUCCUUCAGUUUGGCUUUGCUGAAAGGAAAGUCCUCAUUCUCUGUGAUAUCAUUGGCCUUGUUCUCAACAAACACAAAGAACUCACUAAAGAAAGCAAGCAUGUCAGUAAGGGAAAGAGAAGGCCUCAGUUCAAGAGCUGCAGUAAAAAUGAGAUCCCUUCUGCUGAGAGUAACUCACUGAGGUUAACAGCCCUGACAGUACCUCAGAAGCAGCCACUGGUAGAAAGGCAUCUUGGCAGCAGCUCAGUACCGGCUCAGAUCAGAUGCUCCUCAGAAGAGCAGCCACAGCAGGGUGAGGAAACAGAAAAGGACUCGUCUCAGCCUGCAGAUUCCAUUGAGUGUGUUUUAGAGAGCCGGCUGUGGGGUGUAGAAGCAAGUCUUCUGGAGAGUGUUGGCAGACUGGAGAAGCGACUGGCCCUAACGGAACACAGGAUUCAUGCUCUGGAGAAAAGCUUUGCCGGCAAGAUUAUCAUUGAAAGCAGCCAGUGGGAGAGUUUGGAGAGUCGUGUGCUGCUGCUGGAGACCAGGCUGGCACUGACCUCAGCACAGGGUCUAACUUUAGGAGGUGAUGUCCUCAGUACAAACAAUGGUAGAUUCAAAGAGGACACGGUAUCUGCAAGUGGCAUUUCUACUGUGAUUCAUCCACCAUCUGACAUUAGUGAUAAUGGACACACUUCAGCCAGUUCUCCUCCGACCGCUCCCCAGAAUUUUAAAGAAAGGCUGGACAGAAUAGUUUACAUGAUGAAGGAUACAUCUAACAUUCUGCCAAAACCGAAUCAACGAUGUCAAUUUGAUCACAGUCCAGAGAAACUUAUUUUAAAAACAUGCUCCAAAAUAGAGAAAUAAAUCUGAGUGUAUGAAGUUUAUUUAGAAUUUCCCUCCUGACCAGUUGGGUUAUGACACCAAUUAUUUGACAGCACAGAGUGGGUCACUGACCUCUGUAUGUUCUUCCAGACGUUCCCUUCAGUACCCUAUAUACUGCAGACACUAUGAGAAUCACUGUUGAGAUCAAUCGGACCCAAAAUAAUCAUGGAGAGGAAAAGAAAGGAGUCAGAGUUGGGAAGGAUGCUCAGACAUAUGGUUUGGGACCUGAUGUCUGAACAGCUGGAGCUCACUAAACUGAAGGGGCUGCACAUUGUCUCCAAUAGCCACAGGGUUUUGCUGAUGCCUGCAUAUGGGUCACUGAUGUGUUUUUAUUAUUUUUAAAACAAAAAUAUAUUUAAAUGCAAUGUUUGUAAAUUGCAAUACAAUUUAUUUAAAUGUCACUAAAAUUUUCACUAAAUGUUUAAAAUGUUAAAUUUCUGGGCUAAAAUUCAUCGUG
Molecule: messenger RNA, 1898 nt
Organism: Carassius gibelio (silver crucian carp)
Lineage: Eukaryota; Metazoa; Chordata; Actinopteri; Cypriniformes; Cyprinidae
Product: centrosomal protein of 44 kDa
Exons: 13
Coding region: 359-1423 (354 amino acids)
Cellular component (GO): spindle pole; centrosome
Source: RefSeq, a predicted model, not a curated record